GGCACCACUAGAUAUCAUGAAGGCUACUUUGUGCGUACUCCUCCUGGCCGCGGCCGCAGUCUACGGCGCAGAAGAGAAGAAGAACGAGAAGCGGGGCCUGCUCGGGCUCGGCUACGGUGGCCUGGGCUGGUCGGGCGGCCUGGGCCACGGGCUGGGCCUGUACGGCGGCCACGGCCUGGGGCUCUACGGCGGACACGGCCUGAGCUACGCCGCCGCCCCCAUCGUCAGCCACAGCGUGGCCAUCCCCGCCCCCGUGAUCAGCCACAGCAUCGCUGCCGCGCCCAUCAUCGACCACGGUCUGAUCGGUGGCCACGGCCUCAUCGGUGGCCACGGCCUGGUCGGAGCACCUCUCCUCGGUCUCGGCCAUGGCUGGCAUUGAGCCUUAACACAGUAUAAUUGUCUAUAGUCUGUAAUGUCUGUGUAUAUGUAAAGGUGGAGAAUCAAUCGAUUGUACGUGGUACCCGUUUCUGCUGCGUGGGUCUUUCAGUGCCAAAUUAAAAGUAUUCUCGCCGUCGAU
Molecule: messenger RNA, 517 nt
Organism: Maniola jurtina (meadow brown)
Lineage: Eukaryota; Metazoa; Arthropoda; Insecta; Lepidoptera; Nymphalidae
Gene: CPH32
Product: cuticle protein 65-like
Exons: 2
Coding region: 17-379 (120 amino acids)
Source: RefSeq, a predicted model, not a curated record